Capsicum annuum is the source of this 2870-nucleotide messenger RNA. RefSeq lists its product as uncharacterized. The record is from RefSeq and is a predicted model, not a curated record. The transcript has 7 exons. Bases 486 to 2369 code for a protein of 627 amino acids. Lineage: Eukaryota; Viridiplantae; Streptophyta; Magnoliopsida; Solanales; Solanaceae.
CAUGGUUGAAGUAAUUCUUUCUUAUAAUCAAGAAAUAUCAAAUCAAACAUUUAGUGAUGGGGUAAAAUUGAAUCAUUUUCUCCUCAAUAAAUUAGGAAAGAAAAAAUAAAUUAUUAAACUCGUAAACAAAACAAAAGUCGACGCAAACAGUUCAAAAAACUCCCGGCGAUAAACCAGAAGUCUCCUCUCUCUCUAUGUACUUUUUUCAGCAAAGAGAGAAAAACGGAGAAAAAUUGUUUACGUUUUUUUCAUAGCGGAUAUCCGACCCGACCCGAAACACCGAUAUUCAACAUCGUCGUCGCUGACCUGCGUUUCGUUCGCCCGUCGCCGGCGAGAUAUGGCCGUUGCGCCGCCUCCGCCGUCGUGUUGUCCUGUUGUUUUCAUCUCUUUCCAUAUUCGAUCUAUUAGCCCUACCUGAAGAGGAAAAAGGGAAGUUUAUAAUAUUGUGAUAAUGGGAUCGGGAUCGGGUUCGGGGGGGGAAGGGAAUGGUGGAGAAGUUGAAGAGAUUUUUGAAGAUAAUAUAUUUUAUGGUGGCGAUGUUGGCGUCGUUAUUGGUACUAUCGGCGCCACUAAUUGUGGCAAUUGGGGAUGUAUUGGUACCAAGUGUGUUGAUUUCGAGUUUUACAUGCGUCAAAUGUUAUAGUUUUAAAGAGCAUUUGCAUAGAUAUGCAUUCAAAAGCUCCUUGACCGAUAUUCCUCUCGUUUCUGUCAUCAGAUCUCUUAUCAUCACAUGUGUUUAUUCUUUGUGUGAUGGCCCUGCUCUUUCACACGGACCGUACCUUGGAACGGUUACAUUCUGUUCCAUUGUUUCCAUUGUUCUUCUUUCAAUCAAAGCGUGUGUUUUCUCUGUCAAUUCAUAUUUGGAGAUUGAAGCUUCAUCUUCUGUCUCAAGGCAAAGGCUUCAUCUGAAAAAGUCAUGGGGGAUGCCUGUGUUGUUUCUUUCUUCGGUAGUCUUUGCUCUUGGACAUACUGUAAUUGCUUACAGAACAAGCUGUAGAGCAAGGAGGAAGCUUUUGUUUCACCGAGUUGACCCAGAAGCUGUCCUUCCUUGCAAAGUUGUUUUCUCUGCAUACAAUAAGGUACCACGAUCUCCAAUUCCGACUGGUAAAACAAGAACUGAAAGUGAUAUGCGGAGAAAACUUGCAGGAUCGGCUCAUGAUGAGGGCGAAGUCCCUGCUAUAUUGCUUGCUGAUGUUGAUAGUUCAUUCAUUUCUUGCCUUGGGCUCUCUCUUCAUUACAAACUUUGCUUGCCUGGCUCACCUUACCGUUCUUUGUCUUCCACGCCUUCUUCUGCUAACCCACUACAUGUUUUGUUGAAAAGUGAUUAUCGUAUUCGGAGGAGCCACAGUAGUCAAUUUCACACCCACACUCUCUCUAUGCCUCUUUUAGACGUGUCUCCAACUUCCCCAGCUCUUUCUGAAGGAAUCCCUAGUUUCAGCCUAGAUGAAAUUGCUGAUGAAAAUGAUGUUGGUAAGGUAGGAUGUUCGUUCCCGGUACGAGAUGUUGAAGGGAAUAAUCAGUUUGGAAUUGUUCUAGUGCAUGGUUUUGGAGGUGGGGUUUUCUCUUGGAGACUGGUGAUGGAUGAGUUAUCCCAGCAGGUGGGUUGUGCAGUCACAGCCUUUGACAGGCCAGGAUGGGGAUUGACAUCUAGGCCACGUCAGAGAGAUUGGGAGGAGAAUCAAUUGCCUAAUCCCUACAAGAUUGAUAGUCAGGUUGACCUGCUUCUCUCGUUUUGUUCGGAUAUGGGUUUUACUUCAGUCGUACUUGUUGGUCAUGAUGAUGGUGGAUUGCUUGCACUGAAGGCUGCACAAAGAGUUCAGUCAUCCACCAAUUCGAUUAAUGUCCAUAUUAAGGGGAUUGUAUUAUUGGAUGUUAGCUUGUCUAGAGAACUGGUUCCAGCAUUUGCAAGGAUAUUAUUGCGUACUUCUCUCGGAAAAAAGCACUUGGUGCGUCCACUGUUGCGAACAGAAAUUACUCAAGUUGUUAAUAGACGCGCAUGGUAUGAUGCCACCAAGUUGACAACUGAUGUUCUGAGCCUAUAUAAGGCCCCAUUAUUUGUAGAAGGAUGGGAUGAAGCACUCCAUGAGAUAGGAAAACAUUCAUGCGAGACAGUUCUCUCACAAGAAAAUGUGGCACAACUUCUAAAAACAGUUGAAAGUUUACCAGUUCUGGUGGUCGGAGGAGCUGAAGAUGCACUUGUUCCUAUUAAAUCUGUUCAAGCGAUGGCAUCAAAACUUGUAAAUUCUAGACUUGUUGCCAUAUCCGGCUGUGGACAUCUUCCACAUGAGGAAUGUCCGAAAGCAUUGCUAGCAGCCAUGACGCCAUUCAUCAAUAGAAUUUUAGUGGAAUCACAACCGCAACAUCAAUAGGAUGCUUAAUGUCAAGUCACAAGUAUUUAUUCAACUGAGCUUUUUGCCCUUUCUUCACACAUAUCUUUUGUAAUUUUUCUUUUCUGAAUUACUCAAAAGGUAGAGGUCCAAGUUGUCCUCUUCUUUUGGUAGAGCUUUAAUUGUGAAUUUGCAGCUUGAGUGUUAGAACUUUCAGAGUGUAUCUUCCUACCCUCCCUUCCUUCUUAAUUCCGAUGUGCAGAUUCUUAAACUAGGUUUUGGUUUCUGUUAUCGACCACAUAAGAGUGGAGAUAACAUCUGUGUACAAUUUCCUUUUUCUUCGGAACAGCAUAGGCAGAUUUCCUGCUAGAGUCUCUCUCCCUCGCCCGCUCUCGUUCUCUCUUAUAUGUGAAAAUUCUCAGUAACAGUACAAGAACAAUUAAUUCUCCUUUCUGUUUGUCACGAAGGAUGAUGUAUUUGGUUGUAAAUAAUAAACAAAUAUGAACAGCAGUAGCAUUAUUUAGCCUUUUGCUUGAUUUUUCA